Messenger RNA from Anopheles moucheti, 2070 nucleotides. Its product is annotated as probable cytochrome P450 305a1. Gene Ontology annotation, cellular component: cytoplasm; intracellular membrane-bounded organelle. The transcript has 3 exons. Gene Ontology annotation, biological process: xenobiotic metabolic process. The record is from RefSeq and is a predicted model, not a curated record. The coding region runs from base 447 to 1985 and encodes 512 amino acids. Lineage: Eukaryota; Metazoa; Arthropoda; Insecta; Diptera; Culicidae. Gene Ontology annotation, molecular function: iron ion binding; heme binding; oxidoreductase activity, acting on paired donors, with incorporation or reduction of molecular oxygen, reduced flavin or flavoprotein as one donor, and incorporation of one atom of oxygen.
CCUAGAAUAAUUGCACCACUACUUUUAAUUAAACUGGUACAGUAUACUUUUCAUUAUCAAGAUCUACUCUUGUUACGUCAUGAGCAGUAAACAUCACAAAUUAGGUUUAAAACUCAAAAACUAAAAGUUGAAAAUUGUAAAAAGGAACACAAACAGUGUUAAGUUUACGGUUAGCAUGGAGCCAGAAACAAAUAUCGCGGUAAAUCAGAAGAGGGAAGCAGAUUGCGUGCCAGUACAGUCUACACGCAUCUUCCAACAAACGGUCAUCGAACUCAAUCAACAACACGAACUCGGUUGGGCGAUACUAGAACAAAGAUAGUGGUCAUAUUUAAAGGGUCUUCGUUUCUUGGUUGUGCAUCAGAGUUCGAUUUGAUCCUGAGCUUAAAGCAGUCUAGUCCAUCUAAUAGAUCCACCAACGGCAGAAAGGUGCACAGCAUAUCAUCACAAUGAUCACACUAACGUUGGCAACACUUGCACUGAUCUUCCUGGUAGCUUUUCUUGUGAAGGAACUGUGGCGUCCAACAAACUAUCCUCCAGGACCCAAAUGGUUACCGAUUGUCGGGAAUACUCCUCUAGUACGCAACAUGGCGGCUAAGAAUGGUGGAUUGUUGGCGAACGUGUGCGACAAGUUGUCGGAGACGUAUCAAAGCAGCGUCAUUGGGUUGAAACUUGGUCGGGAGCGUGUGGUGUUUGGUUUGGGAUACGAUGAUGUGAAGGACAUUUUGUGCAACGAGGCAUUCCAGGGUCGUCCAGACAAUUUCUUCAUCCGAUUGCGUACACUAGGGACAAGAUUGGGUAUCACCUGUACGGAUGGUGCAUUUUGGAAUGAACAGAGAAGCUUCGUCACACGACACUUGCGUCAUGUAGGAUAUGGACGCCAGGCAAUGCAUGCUCAGAUUCAAACGGAACUAAACGAAUUGUUGGAAGUGCUCGAUAACCGUAUGGAACAACCCAUCUGGCCUGGAUCGAUUCUCGCCAUCAGUGUUAUCAAUGUGCUCUGGACGAUCGUAACCGGUUCACGAGUACCGCGAGAAGAUGAUCGAUUGCAGAGACUGCUGCAGUUGCUGCAGGAACGUUCCAAGGCCUUCGACAUGUCCGGUGGAACAUUGAACCAGCUACCAUGGCUACGUUUUAUCGCGCCUGAAUGGAGUGGCUACAAUUUGGUGCGUCGCUUCAACAAACAACUGACGGAAUUCUUCACUCCAACGAUCGAGCAGCAUCAUCGAGACUUUACGGAGGAUAAAGCUGUGGACGAUCUUAUCUACGCGUACAUUAAGGAAAUGCGCGACCACAAGGAUACAUCCGAUACCAACUUUACCGACGUGCAGCUGACGAUGAUCAUAUUGGAUAUUUUCAUAGCCGGUGGCCAAACAACAAGCACAACACUGGAUCUGGCAUUCAUGAUGAUGAUCAUGCGUCCGGAUAUGCAAGAAAAGGUGCACGAUGAAAUUGACAACCAGCUGGAACUGAAUGCAACACCCCAUUACGACGACCGUCACAAGUUACCGUAUGUGGAGGCAUUUUUGCUGGAGGUUCAUCGUUUCUUCAGCAUUGUUCCGGUGAAUGGACCAAGGCGAGCCCUCUCUGAUUGUACUCUUGGAGGCUACCGAGUACCGAAGAACACCACGGUUUUCAUGGGACUCCGCAACGUACACAUGGACCCAGAGCACUGGGGUGAUCCGGAGGUAUUCCGACCGGAGCGAUUCCUCAACGAGCAACGUGAAAUCGUCAACACCGAGCGUGUGCUGUCGUUUGGACAGGGAAAGCGUCGUUGUCUCGGUGAAACAUUGGCCCGGUCCUGUCUGUUUACGUUCUUUGUGGGUGUAAUGCAGCGAUUCUGUCUGCUCAAACCGGACGAUGCUGCGGAGGAAUCCGACAUGGAACCGUCCUUGACGCUCAAGCCAGGAAUAACGCUCUCAGCGAAACCCUAUAACGUGGUCUUUCAACCACGCAAGAGAACAGAGAUGAAUAUUCGUGAUGAAUAGCACCGAAUCCGCGUGAAGCGUUUUGGAAACGAAUGUAAUGUGUACAGUGUAUUGGAUUUUUAAAAUAAAAUAAACAUCACUUAAA